AAAAAAUGGAAUCAAGUACUCCUGAAGUCCCCUUCUACGACAUCUUAACUGCUGAAGGAAUAGAUUUUUCCGAUAUUAUUAAGCUGAGGAAACACUUCCACAAGUACCCAGAACUUGGCUUCAAAGAGUUUGAGACAAGGAAGAAAAUCCUUGAAUAUUUUACAGAGAUAGAACCUGAAAAUAUCUACACAAUGGGCGAAACCGGUAUAGUCAUUGACAUUAAAGGAACUGGGCCUGAAAGCCAAGAAGGUUCUUGCCAAACCAUAGCCUUUAGAGCUGAUAUGGAUGCUCUACCAAUGGUAGAAGAAACUGGGCUGGAUUAUACAUCUACCACAGACUGCGCUCAUAUGUGUGGUCAUGAUGGCCACAUGGCAACUUUGAUAGCAACAGCUCAGUUUUGGAUGAAAAACAGACCUAAGAUUCCUCAGAAUAAGACGAUCAGGCUCUUAUUCCAGCCUGCUGAAGAAGGUCCAGGAGGAGCUCUACCUAUGAUAGAAGAAGGAUGCCUUGAAGGAGUUGAUGAAGUCUAUGGGUACCAUAAUGCGCCGUUUGGAGAAGAAGGAAGUAUUAGCCUUAAAUCUGGAGGCUUCAUGGCAGGUAGCGUUGAAAUUAGGAUAGAAAUAGAAGGAAAAGGAGGACAUGGGUCAGAGCCUGCUCACUCUAUUGAUCCCAUCACAGCUGCUUGUAGCCUCCAUGCUUCAUUCCACUCCAUAAAAUCUCGUAAUACUUUUAACACAGAUGUUGUAUCUUUUGUAAUCUGAGCAUUUAACUCUGGAACAGCUGAUAAUGUUAUUCCCAGAACAGCUCAUAUGAGAGGAACUUUAAGAUAUUACGACGAGAAAGUAAGAGACAAGGUUAUCGAAAGAAUAAAAACUCUUACAGAUUCAGUAUGUACAGGUUUUGAGUGCAAGUCUAACCUCGAACUCAUCUACAAAUAUCCUCCUGUAAUGAACCAUCUUGAACAAACUGAGAAUGUAUUGAAGAUAGCAAAGAAACAAUUAGGUGAUGACAAGGUCAAUACAACAGAACAUCUACCUUGGUUCGCAAGCGAGGACUUCUCAUAUUAUCUUCAAAAGGUCCCAGGCUGCUUUAUAGUCCUUAAUAAUGUAAAACCAGGAGGAGAAGCUAUUUCUCUUCAUUCAAGCAUGAUGGACUUUAAUGAUAAUAUAAUCCCAACUGGAGUGUAUCUGAACAUCAAAAUAUCUGAAGAUAGACUAGGAAUCAAAAUCUUAAGUUAA
Moneuplotes crassus is the source of this 1238-nucleotide messenger RNA. NCBI's taxonomy places the organism in Eukaryota, Ciliophora, Spirotrichea, Euplotida, Euplotidae. The record is from the annotation of a GenBank genome assembly.